AAUGGACACAGCGUCCAAAACGAGAAUGCUAAAAGUCCGCGCGAAAUCUGCCUCGGCCAUUCUGCUGCGAACGGAGUUCCACCCGUCAAAAUGGCGGCCCGCCGGUCCGGUGGAGACAACGUGGGAACGUCUGAUGGCACCCUAUGUGUCUCUGGACGACAAAAUGGAUGACGGGAGAAACGAGGACUUGAAUACCUUUAUAGAACUGUGGAACUUCCAGAAUUUGGAAAAGGGCCACGAAAAGCUGUCUCAGGGACACAACGAAGCGCGUUCGAUCUCCGUGGAAGGAUGCGUGGAAAUACCUAGGGUGGGAGUUCAGGCCCCCCUGGAGAAAAAUGGGACUUCAGAAGCACCAGAGAAGGUCAACGUCAAUGACCGCAGUGGCGUUGAGAAUCCCGAGCCGUUCUUGUAUUUAACAGUGGCCACGGCACCUCGACAACAAAUUGAGAUAGAGCCUCGGAAGGACAUGAUUGCAGAAGCAAAUAAAAAUCAAGUGGUCUCUUUGAAGAGAGCUUUGACGUGGCCUUAUGCAAGAAUCCAGAGGACAGACGUGUUGAGCAUGACAGAGCCUUUUGUGGCACCCUUAUCCAAGCCAUCUUUCCACCUUGAUGCAACAGGGGAUGCCAGGGAACCAGGAAGCAGUGAGGAGUGGCUACGCGUGGGUCCCAAGAGAAAGGAUCCGCUACCUGGUGACUGGAAACAUGAGUUCAAUGGUGAGGUCAAGUUACCCGAAGGUAAAGAGCCUCUGCGUCAGAAAGGAUCGAAGGGGGGUGUUGAGGAGGCCCUAGAUGUUGGAAAAUCAGAGUUCGAGGAAGAGCAGCUAAGACCGCAUGGCCAUGCAUGUCUAGGAGCUCAUGAUCCACCAGAUCAAGGUGGAGCUGAAAUAAACAUGGAGACCAACCCAACCAGGCCUCCAGAAGUAAUGCUUCAGAAAGAAUCCAGUGUGGCAGCUGUGGAUAGAUAUGUUCACACCUCAACAUCUGGCAUCAAACCAACCAGAUGCCCAAUGAGUGUCGGGGCUAAACAGCUGCCUAAACCAGUCUCUUCUCAGUCCAGAGCCCACCGCGAGGUUCCUGCAUCUCUACGUUCAUCCGCGGACACUUCAGCCGUAGGUUCUUCCUAUAGCGAUGAUGUCUUACUGGAAAAUGAUGACUAUAACUACAUGAACUUAUUGCACGAAGUGGUGGAGAAUCGGGGCAGAUGGACCAGGGAGCGGUGGAAGCAAACGCACCGAAACCGCGCUCUAAGCAAAUCCAAGUAGAGCGAUUUGAUUCCCACACAAGUGAUUCAUACUGUAUAGUUAUGUCUUUUGUCUAAGAUAAAUAUUGCUUUUUUAGAAAAAAGGAUUAAUGAAAGAUGUCCCACUGGCGUUGGUUACAAGAAGGCUUUCGACUCCAAAUUUCUCGGGGAUGGCGAGUCCCUUCCGGGUUUUGGCUCAAACUUUAAAGAAGUUCUCCAAAGCGGUGAACCUAAGUUUGGGGGAAAUAGGGUUCAGCACGUUGGACAGCUUUUUUUAAAGUUUGUGAAACAAGAUUCAUCAGCCUCCAUGGGUUGGUAAGGGAAGUGCGUCUCCUGUGGAUUUCAGACGUAAGGCAGGGUUCCUCACAAUACCACAUUCUAGAACCUCUUGGGCAUAUUCUGAAGACAUGUUAUGAACAUGAGAUGCCCAGGGCUGAGCGCCCUUCGCACACCUUCUUUGAUAUUUCUGGUCUACUGGGGGAGUCCUUCUCUAAACAUGUAUCCUUCUGAAUCCUUCACCUUCAGAAUAGACCGUGAGGUUUGGGCAGCCUUGAUGGAGAACGUUCUUCUCCAAGGUAUGUCAACGUUGGUCGUUUUGCUGCUGAUUUUCCUGGGCCCUGCCCUGCCUUGCCCUCUAAGGUGCCAUUCAUGCUCUACCUCUGUGGCCAAAUGUGAACAUAUCUCUUCCCUCACAGAAAUCUUAACAGGUUUGUCCAAGAACACAGAGAAGAUUAUUCUGCAUCAUGGAAAUCUUAGCAUGUUACCCUCCCUGUCCUUCGCUAGAUUUCCCAAACUCCAUUUCUUGUCAAUCACUGAAUGCCUGGUUACAUCCCUAACCAACCACACCUUUUUCACAGUCCACGUCAACAUCUUAAGGGUUUUGGAUCUCAGCGGUAAUCACUUAAUUAGCUGCAUGAUUGAGCCAAAGGCUUUCGCAGGCCUGCUGUUUCUUCGGGAGCUGACCCUAACCAACAACAGCUUGGACGUCCUGAGAAGGUCGUGGUUCUCUGAGAUGCCUCAACUCCAGAAGCUCUCCCUCGGGAUGAACAGAAUUACUUAUCUUCCUCCCAGGAUGUUUGAAAACUUGACAAAAUUGGACGAGCUGGUAUUAUCUUCCAAUCUAAUCCAGUAUCUCCCCAUGGACACUUUUUACGGGAUCCCCUCGUUGACCAAGUUGGACUUAUCCAACAACAGAAUCUUCUUUAUCAACCAUGAGGUCUUCCAACCUCUGCAAGCUCUCCAGCACCUCCUCUUGUUUCAGAACCGGUUGACCGUCCUGCCCAUCCUGCCAGGUUCCGUCACCUUCUUGUUUCUUCAUGAAAACCCCUGGGAGUGCACUUGUCAAUUGGUGGUCUCCAUGGAGUCCUUGAUGGCUAAAAUUCAGACUCCGGACGUUGUCACUUGCAACAACCCUCCUAACCUUGUAGGACACAAAGUAUUGAGCACUAAGCCAGACGGAUGUAUCUUUCCAUCUUCAUCCCCACCUUCAUCAUUACCCUUGCCUUCAUCUUCAUCAUCAAAUAUAUUGAACCUCAGCUUGCUUUAUGGAUUUCUAGCAGGACUUCUCUUUGGAUCCAUAGCAUGCUUACUUUGCUGCUACCGCGGCUUCCCAAAAUAUUGUCACUGCAUGCACACUGGAAAGCAGACCGACAGCACGAAGACUUUCGCAAGGCGGUGGAGUGGAUCCUUCCAAAGAGAAGACAACAUCUCAAAUGUAGAACCACAGAUUCUUUGCAGCUUUCCCGUUGUGAAGAAUAUGGCCAUGGACUCCUUUUGUGGACACAUCUGUGGAACCUCCAGAACUUGUUGCACACAGCAGAGGAAGUCCACAGAUCUCCAGAAGCCUUUGGUGGCCGUGUUGUCCAUGGAUACCACAGGGAAACCUGUCGUGAGUCUGCAUACGGAAGGACGGGAGGCGGGAUGCCCCAACAUAGAUCAUUCGUGCCGUCAGACUCACAAUGAGAGGAUUGCCAGAGUCAACGAAGCCCCUCAAUGUCGUAGAAACGGUGGUAGCCCCGCAGAACAACAUUCCUUCAAUUUAGAGGAUGCAUUAUGGGAGCCACCCAUCCAGAUGGCCACUUUGGACCAUAGGGAGAAGACAGAAUGUGUUUUGGGGAAGUGCGUCGACACCCAGUUGGGCGAAUGGAUCUCGCACUCUGAGGUUCAACUUGACGAAGCCCAAUCCCCUCGAUCUUUGGUCCGUCCUAACGGAACUGCCGUGAAGCCAGAGAGAGAUCAAAACUGGACCGGCGAAGCCGCUUCCAAGAGAAACAAGCGCUGCAGAAACGGAUUUCAUCUCCGUACGUCCCGCCGACGGUCAGCUAGGAAGAGGAACAUGUCAUAUCAGAGACACAGUCGUUGCUCCCAGACCAGCCUCAUGUCCCCUAGACUCAUCAAAGCUUCUGAUGUGAGACAGCGGCAAGAAGGUGUUGUGGACAGAAGACAUCCUAACCAGAGAACCAGAAACGGACAGUCUUCUUCCAACACUGAUAUUUGCCCCAACGCCUGUCCAAUAUCAGCGAGUAAAGUCAACAGAAAGCAAAGAAGGAAACCAUCGCAGGUCCACAGACCCUUUUCAACCUUGACCUCUUCUUCUUCCAGUGUGUCAAGCCAGACAGAAGAGAAUAACCUCUCCUAUCAAGAGGAACCCUAUAUUGAAAAGCGGGCCAUCGCUCCCCUUUAUGGGAGAAAGGAGGAGUCUAGUCCACCCAUUGAUGAUACCUGUCCAGUAGGGAAAAUGCACCUCAAAUCUUGGAAAGCCACGAAGGCUCCAGAAAGAUCAGAUGUGGUCCUGGAAAGGGACUCAUCCACCACGGAGGACGCAGGGACAUGUGCAAGGGGUGGCUGUUCAAAAUCCGACCCACGUUCGGUACCUCAAAAGGUGUCCAGUCAACGGAUCGCAACCUCUAAGAAAACCAGAAGAUUCCUUGAUGGCGUCGCUCGGCAGUCUUUCAGGGGUACACCCCACCUUACAGCUCAUGACCCAGCCCUUGCUUUGCCUAGCUCGGAUCGUAACGACGAGCCGUUGCUACGGAGGGAACCCUCGCCUUCGAGAGGAUCGCCAUCCCUUCCGCCUCGCUUUGCAGUCCCCCAUCCUGAGCAGAGGGACGUCGAUCGGGAAUCCACCGAAGAGCAUCUUUCGUCCCUUGCGUUGCCGUUGGGCUCCCCAGCAACGGAGAAGACUGUUAGGAUGCUAUUGAUCCUUAAAAAACAACAUGGAGGAAUGGACAGCGUAGAGACUCAAGGAAUGAAAAUGGUGCUUGAUCCCUCCAGGGUAGGCACCCACAAUCCUCAAAGUAGAAAUAUCAGAAGGUUGGGUGAAGAACAGACGUGUGUAGAAGGAUCUCUAGAAAUGUCUUCCUUUGGCGUUGUCGGCCAGGGCUUUGUGGAUGACAACAAAGACACAGUAAGUUUACACUCUAGUGCCAUGAUAUCAGAUUCCUGCUGCGACUCCUCUGGAGGCCUUCAUUUCAAGAUGGAUGCAAAUAUGUCAGUGCUAGAGAGGACCCAUAGCCAAGCUCCUUGUUCGGACGGUCAACGAGACGUUUAUGAAGAGAUUGACACUACUGUUACAUCGCACUGCACUUUGGUCCAGAAAAUGUGCCAGAUUGACUUUCCCCUGGCAGCUGAAGAGGAGAAAGCGAGCAAGUAG
This is a messenger RNA of Pogona vitticeps (central bearded dragon), 4891 nucleotides long. Lineage: Eukaryota; Metazoa; Chordata; Lepidosauria; Squamata; Agamidae. The record is from RefSeq and is a predicted model, not a curated record.